AUGCCGGACACGGACAGGUUCUAUUGUUGGCUGCUCCAAGUCUUCGUCCUCUCCGGCCUCGUCGUCUUCUUCAUAUGGCUGAGCCUCCGCAUCUCCGACCCCUCCUACACCAUCGUCGAGGUCACCAUCCUGCAACCAAACAACGGCACCGCCGACUCCACCGUCUUCUUCGGCAUCGAAAUCGCCAACAGGAACAGAGGCUGCGGGGUUUACUACAGCGACAUGAACGUGUCGCUGUACGUGAUGGAUGCGAGCGUGGGGUCAACGACGAUACAGCCUUUCUACCAGGGCCACGGGAAGACUGCCCAGGUGAGGGGAGGGGCGAGCUGCGGCCGAUGGGUCAGCGACGCCAUCAGCAGCGGGGCGGCGCAGCUGAGAUUUGAGCUGAUGGCGGCGGUGAAGUACAAGAUGUGGUUUUGGAGGAGUAGACUGCACCGGAUGAGCAUGCAGGGAAGCGUCCACGUAGGGAAGGAUGGGAAGCUCUCGAGAACGAGCAAAAUGGUGAGAAUGCGCCCUUCUCAGAAGAAACGGAGGUCGCGGCUCAAGCCUCGGAAGUAG
Messenger RNA from Musa acuminata subsp. malaccensis (wild Malaysian banana), 558 nucleotides. RefSeq lists its product as uncharacterized. The record is from RefSeq and is a predicted model, not a curated record. Gene Ontology annotation, biological process: defense response to other organism. Lineage: Eukaryota; Viridiplantae; Streptophyta; Magnoliopsida; Zingiberales; Musaceae. Gene Ontology annotation, cellular component: plasmodesma; plasma membrane.